GUCAUCGUCCCCAACCAAACAGUUCUCUCUCUCUAGAAUUUGUGUGGAUUCUUCAUGACUUCGAAGUAAAGAUAACGAAAAUGUCGACGAUAGAGAAGCUCUGUGUGCAGAUCUUCGAGAGGAAGUCGUGGAUAAUCGACCAGGUCAGGCAACAGACGCUUCUCUUUGACAAGCACCUCGCGUCCAAACUCCUUAUCGACGGAAUCGCCCCUCCACCUUGGUUCUGGACUUCAGAUUCCACUGAGUUGAAGGGUGAAGAUCUCAUUUCAGGUGUUCUUCUAUCACGUCCACGUCCUGUAAUCCCAUUUGCAUUUAGUCAUUGCUCAGUGUAUGAGAAACCAAUUGUGGAAGCUACGAAUGAGGAACUCCCAAAUGGUUCGUGCACAAAAUUAUCUGUUGAGAAUAGAGAAUUGGAUGGUUUAGAUUGUGCUCGACGUGCCUCAGUUUGUAUGGAAAAUAGAGAAUGUGAUGGUUGUGAUCAUGCUCAAUGUGCUCCAGUUGGUGUUUCUACGUUGGAUCACUGUAAUACAUUCGUUGAAGAUCAGAUAAACGAGGCUGAGGAUGCUUGUAUUACGUCUCCUCAAGAUCAGAGAGAUACAAGAUUCUCAGACAUUAGCCAUGAGGCGGCUCUUUCACUGGCUAAGAUUCAAAGAUCCAAGUUUAGGCAGAAGGCUCUUGAGCUUCGCACUACUUCAAAAGCAGCUAAAUCCCGACUAAAAAAUGCCAAUAAUUUCGGUGGAAGCAUUCCCAUUCCUUUCCUUCAGGAUGGCCAGCCUGAACAAUUAAACUUUUCUAAAUCUGUAGUAGAGAACCGUAACAACAUUUGCACCGUGGAAGGUGUUAAACUAGGUGAGCCUUGUAGCAAGUAUGAAGAAAGCACCAUGAAUUCUACUAAAAGCUCCGGCUGGCAACAGAGCUCGUUGAAUGCAGGUAGUUCAUCUAAUGUUGUCAGGGAAGAUGGAAUUGCACUUUCAAAUUCCAUUGGCCCCUUAAUUCAGCAGUCUAACAUGGAGAACCAACCUCGGAAAUUUGUUAAAAAAUUUCAAAUUCCAUAUGGAAAUCAUAUAGAGACAGAAAUUAAAGUUGGGGAAAAUAUGAGCAAAGAGAAAGGAAGUGGCUCAUCCAAUGUUGUUAGGGAGGAUGGAGCUGCACUUAGAGAUUCUAUUGGCCCCUCAACACAGCAGUCUAAUUGGCCUCUGGAGUCGGUUAAUCAUUUUCAAAGUCGUUACAGUAAUUGCAUAGCAUCAGAAACUAAUGUAGAAGCCUCCAGUUUCAAUGGGGUUUCUGCUCAUUCUGCUGAAAAUAAUACAGAGGGGAGAUUGUUAGAAAGAAGCCCUCCAGUCUUAUCUGAAUCUGCAGGUGUAUUAGAUAAAGGAAUGUCUGAGAAUUACCAGGAAAAUCUUAACUUACCCUUGGAGGAAGGGGAAGUUUUAAGCGAAGAAAUCUGUGCGGAGGAUGCAGACACAGCAGUGAACGAAACACCUCAUGUGGAGAAGGGUGUAGCUACUAAUAAAUUGCAGCAUAGUUACAGAAGUUCCAAAGAGAAAUCUUCUUUAAGAGAUGGCAGUGGGCUGAAAGAGGUAACAAGUUCUAAAAUCUCUAAUGUUAAUGUGGAUAUGGGGAUGAAUCUCUCGUUUGAGACGGAGACCACAACACCUGUGAUAGCAAUAUCUGCUGAAAUAGUUUCUGUAGAUAGAUUGAAGACUAUUUCUUCCGUUGAUCAUAAACUAUCAAUAGAUGUGUAUAUCCCUCAAAUAACCAAACCUGAUCUCUUUGAAAUUCAAGAAGCGUGUACGGAUCUUGGGUGUGAGCUUCCCUGUUCUGUUUCCAAGGAUGAAACUACGGAUUAUCUAGCACAGUCAAAAGCGAAUUCAAAAAAUUCUCAGUUUUGUACUGGUCUCUGUCAAUCAACUGAACGGCAAACUGCAGCAAAGUCCACGGAAAAAACCAGUUUCGGUGCCUUGCUUGAGGGUUCAACUCGGAAUAAACGAAAAAGGAGUGGUUCUCUGGAUACCCUGCCUGCUUCACCAGGCGCAAAAGAAAAUGUAGUUCUUCUUGUCAACAAGGAUUCUGAAACUAGAAACUUGUUAAGUGAAGAUCAUGGUCAGAAGUAUGUCCCAGAAUCCCAAGACCUUCAAAGUCCUCAAUACAGUAUUCAAUUAGAUAUCAGUAAGUGUCAAGUUGAAGAGAUAAUUCAAAAUGAGGAGGAUGACAUGAAAAAAGGGUCUAAAUCUUCACCAAAGCUUCUAGAUCAAGAGGAUAAUUGUAGCUUAAAAGAUAGGGAUUUAAGUGCAACAACUCAGAUCACUUCUGCUGACGAAGAAUUGGAAUCAUCCCAUGUUUCUAGUGUGGUCAGAAAGUCUGCCGGAGCUUGUGGAACUCUUACGGAGGAAGCAAGAGUGGAAGAUCCAAAUAGCAUUAUCUUUGAUGGAAUCUCACUACGCACUUUAGAAGAGAAUAAGCUUUCAUAUCAUCUUGAAGAUAGCUUUCAAAUCAGGAAUGCUGAAUCUUUGACUUAUAGCGAGUCCUUGCACUUGACUGGUGCUGAUGAGACAAUGCCUGUGCUUGAGAGUUUCGUUUUGCAGUCAAAUGAUGAACAACCACGCAUUGCUGAUGAGAGAAUCAACUUUGACAAGUUGAGCCUUCCAAAGACUUCAAUUGAACGUGCUAGCAUUCUAGAGCAGCUUUGCAGGUCUGCUUGCUUGCAAACUCCAGUAUCCUGUUUUUCAACUUUGAGUGUAUUGCACAAGAUUUCAAAUCUAUACCAAUCUGUUCCAACUUGGCUUCUAGAGGGCAUGGAUAAGCCGAAGGAUGAUGAUGAUUGUUUUAGUGAGGUCUUUAAUUGUGCUUUUGAGGGAAGAUCAUAUUUAGAUUGUCUUCCCAAUUCAACUAGUCAGUCUGAUUGGGAGAUAGAGAAACCUUGUAUGUCUCCAGUUCGAAAAGUCUGGGACAGAAUCAUAUCAAAAUCAGACAGCUCUGAGAAGCGAAUGAGCUUAAUUCCUGAGCUUCCAUGCAUUUGUGAAGAAAAUGAGAAUGUAGAUGAGGUAGCUGAUACUUACCAAGAAGGCAUUGUAUCAGAGAUCCUUACAAGCUCAGCAAAAAGAGAACCACUUGCUGAAAUUAUUGCAAACCGUACUGCAUCUGAAGCUGAUCCACAUAUUGAUAGAAGUAGUUUAGAUUCAGUUAACACAGAAUUCAGCUUCAAUGAAACUCAUAAGAGGGCCAAACAAAAUGUUGGAAAUGGAAAACGCACUAAGAGAAGAUUCAAUAAUAAGGCGAAUGAUAGCAUGUCACUGGGAGCAACUGCUCCUAAGGGAAAAACUGGAUUACUUCAUAAUCAGUUUAGUAGGCCAAAAGUAUCAACACGAGCCAGCUCCAGGAGAGGAGGUCCAAGUUUGACAGUGACAGAGCCUAAGCCUAGCGAUAUCAUCUCAAAUAUUACAUCAUUUAUUCCACUUGUUCAACAAAAACAAGUGGCUGCAGCUAUAACAGGAAAGAGAGACGUCAAAGUAAAGGCCCUGGAGGCUGCUGAAGCUAUAAAGCGUCUUGCAGAGAAGAAAGAUAAUGAACGCAAGGCUAAGAAGGAAGCCAUGAAGCCUGAGCGAACAAGACUCGAGCAAGAGAAUCUGAGGCAGUUGGAGCUGCAGAAGAAACAGAAAGAAGUGGAGCCGAAGAAAAAAGAGGCUGAUAUGGCAGCGAAGAAAAGGCAACGAGAAGAAGAGGAGAGGAAAGAUAAGCAAAGGAAACGAAUGCGUGCUGGGGAAACAAGAAAGCAACAGAGAGAAAAUGAGAAAAAGUUGCAUGAGAAAGAUGCCAAAUACAGAACCAUGGUUGAUAGCGGACAAGAGACUAAGGAAUCUAAAGAUGAAAGAAGGAAUCAUAAGAAGACGGAACAGAAAAAUGAAGAUGUGAAUCUCCAGAGACUUUCAGAAGCUGGACAUGGACAUGCGACUACACAAGCAUCAACGAGUGAUGGUAGAGAACCAAGCAUUAUUUGUGAAGAUACUGGGGUCUUAAGUGAUAUUGUGAAAUAUCUGAAGGUGAAAAAUUUAGACAAACCAACAGGAGCUGACAACUUGGUUGCCACGGAAAAUCUAGAACAGUCAUAUGAUAUUUCUUCAUACAAAUGUUCAGAUGAUGAAGAUGAAGAAGAUGACGUACCCAAUACAAAAUUUGUUCCUUCAUGGGCUCGGUAUGCAAGCUGCUUAACAAUUGAGCAAAUUAAAUCUAGCGUGGUUCUGAUUGUUUCUUCACAAGAUAGAGUAGACCCGCAGAUCAUAUUCCUCCCAGAAAGCUUUUGCAGUAUAGCUGAAGUUCUUCUGCCACGGAAGAAAUAAAUUAGGUGGGACUUGAAUUAGACUGCAAUGAUCUCCAGUGAUUAUAUAUUCUUCAAUUUACUAGCUUGAGGGCUUUUGCAAUGAGACAGCUUUUGCAGUGAUUUGGGUCGGAGCACUAUUGCAACAACAUGGAUCCGUAGUCUCAGAAGCUGAUUGGGACCGGUCGUAGGCGGAGGGGUUUAUAUGUUUUGGAUGAGCUGAGAUUACCAGUAUUUGCAGCUCCUAGUGUUGACUUGUCUUCUUUUCGUUUGUCUCCCUCAUCGUCUAGUUUUUAUUUAUGGCACUCUCGCCUUGGUCAUGUUUCAGCUUCCCGUUUAAGAUUUUUAGCUUCUACGGGAACCUUAGGAAAUUUGCAAGUUCAUGAUAUUUCUGAUUGUAGUGGUUGUAAACUUGCUAGAUUUUCUGCUUUACCUUUUAGUAAAAGUACUUCAUUCUCUGUUGCACCUUUUGACUUAGUUCAUUCUGAUGUGUGGGGACCCUCUCCCAUUGCUACAAAAGGAGGGUCUAGAUAUUAUGUCUCUUUUGUUAAUGAUUACAAACGUCGUUGUGAUUUCUAUGAUAUUUAUGAUCAUUUUCGAGCUUAUGUAAAAAUUCAACAUGUUGCUGUUAUUAAAUGUUUUAGAUGUGAUUAAGGUGGUGAAUAUACUUCAAAUAAAUCCUGUGAUUUGCUUUCUUUAUAUGGAAUUGUGUAUCAAACUUCUUGUACAGAUACCCCUAAACAAAAUGGUGUUGCUGAAAGAAAGCAUAGACACAUUAUUGAAACUGCUCGUUCUCUUUUGUUGUCCUCGUCUAUGCCUAGUCAAUUUUGGGGAGAAGCAGUUCUCACUGCAGUCAACCUUAUUAAUAAGAUUCCAUCUUCAAGUUUGUCUCCUUUUGAAAAAUUAUAUGGACAUGUUCCUGAUUAUUCUUCUUUGAGAGUCUUUGGUUCUACUUGCUUUGUUCUUCGUCCUAGUGUAGAGCGUACAAAACUGUCAUCACGCUCUGCACUUUGUGUGUUCCUUGGUUAUGGUGAUGGCCAAAAAAGAUAUCGUUGUUUUGAUCAAACUUCUCAAUAAUUAUAUGUAUCUUGCCAUGUUGUUUUUCUUGAGCAUAUAACCUUUUUUUCUAUUCCUGGCACUACUCACAACUUGACCAAAUCAGAUCUUAUUCAUAUUGAUCCUUGUUGUAAGCAUACAAGCACCUCUUCUCCUCAAGUUCCUCAAACUGUAGAGUUUGAAUCUUCUCCUGCUCCUAUAGUCCCUUUUCCACUUCAUUACUCUCGCAGGUCUCGAGCUAUUGAUACUGGUAUUUCGCAGGCUGACAUUUCUGAAACACCUCCGCCUACAGUUGUUCUAGAUCCUUCUAAUACUGUGGAUCCUCCUUGCUAUCCUCAGCGCACUCGUGAGUCUACUAAAUUACCACAUUUUGUUUAUUCGUCUUAUUCUACCCCUUUCACUCCGUUUUUAGCGUCUAUUCAUUGUCUCUCUGAGCCUUUAUCCUAUAAAGUAGUUGUUACUGACCCUCUUUGGCAGCAUGCUAUGAAUGAGGAACUUUCAGCUUUGCACAAGAUAUAUACUUGAGAUUUGGUAUCUUUACCUCCUAGUAAACAUACAAUUGGUUUUCGUUGGGUCUAUAAAAUCAAGACCAAGUCUGAUGGGUCUGUUGAACGCUACAAAGCUAGAUUGGUGGCUAAGGAUUUUUCUCAACAGUAUGGUGUGGAUUUUGAGGAAACUUUUGCCCUUGUUGCAAAAAUGACUACUGCCCGUGCUCUUAUAGCAGUUGCAUCUGCUCAUCAGUGGAAUAUAUGUUAAUUGGAUGUUAACAAUGCUUUCUUGAAUGGUGAUUUACAUGAAAAGGUCUACAUGGUUCCUCCUCCUGGGGUCCCUCACAAUCAUGGAGAAGUUUGUAAGCUUAAGAAAGCUGAUAGACCUCCCUUAACAUACGUCUAUGCUAGGAGGCACAAGAAGUCUCAUGUGGAGGGAGCUGUUGUAGAGUCCAAGAACUUUACUUAGCUAAUUGUUAGUAGUAUUAUAGUAUGUUUAGUGUUAUCUUUGUUACCAUGGAUUUUUGGUUCAGACCGGGAGUUAUUUGGACACUCAUAGUAGUACUUAUAGAUUUUCUAAGUUUAACCUAUAGUUUAAGAAUAUUAAGUAUAACCUAAGGUUGGAUUAUAUGACUGAUAUUAAGGAUAGUAUUUGUUAUAUUAUAAGGUUUAGAUAUCAACCAAUAGGAUUUUAAGCACAUGUUAUGAAUGGUAAUUAAGGAUUAAGUAUUUUUGAGGAUUAAAUUAAAUAAGGGUAAAAUUUGAAUGUUAUAGGGUCAGUCAGCAGCCUUGAGUACGUUGAGGGCUUAGUCAAGGUUGUUUACUCCAUUCAAACUUAGCUAAAAAUGUGUAAAUUCGUGUUUAAAUAUUCAGCAUAUGCCGAUAUAUCGCAGCUAUAGGGGGCGAUAUAUCGCAGCACGUAGAUACGGAAAACACGAAUCGAUGCACGGUCGCCUCGGGAACAAAGGUCCAGGCGAUAUAUCGCCUAUAGGGGGCGAUAUAUCGCCUCCUCCAGCAUGUGUUCAAAUGUUUUUGAAUUCAUUUCCUUUCAGCCAUUCAAACUCCUUCAACAGUCCAGCAUCUUUUGAACGAGUCUUCAGCCUCUGCUGAACGAUUAUUCAAAUGAUUUUCACCUAAAAAGCCAUUAUUUUUAUUCAAGUAAAAUCAAGAUAUUUUCAUUCCCAAACUCUAUAAAUAGGACCUAGUACCUAGCCAUUAUUCACCAUUUGCUCUAAGUUCAGAAGCUGCUAGUGUUAAGUGAGUGUGAGAGUGUAAACACUUGGUUUGGGGAAAAACUAUAAGCUUAAACAUCAUAAGCUUAUCAAACACUUUGGGAAGUGAGUUCUAUAGUAUUUCGGUGGAGGUUAGAUUGAUCUUGCAAUCUUUGAGGUAAACCCAAAACUCUAGUUCCUUUCUGUAUUUUAUGUUAUUUCCUUUCUCAAAACCUUCUACUCAGUCCCCUAACCUUAUUCUUAUUUUUGGUUAGGGAAUCCAAGCUCUUAAGCAUAUAAGUUGGUAAGCAUGUUUAUUUUAUGGUUUAGUCUUUCCAUCUCUUUCAUUUCAUCUCCUUUCUUUAGACUCACUCUUUCUUAUGGUUUUAGGAGUGUUCCAAAAGUCCCAACUCAGUCCAUAAUCCCGGUAACUUUGGUAAGGAAAAUAGGCUAGAAUCAAUAUGUUAUGUGCUUAUGUUGUCUAUAUGUUUUAUGUUAUUAAAAGUGUUAUGAUAUGUAUAUGUGUAUGUUUGUAGGCUUGGGCAUAUGACCCAUAUGACUAACAAGACCCAAAAUGGGUUAUGGGCAUAUGACCUACUUAGCUAGUAGGACCCCACUAAUCCCAUGGGCAUAUGCUUGUUUAGUAUAUGGGACCCCAAGUAAUAAUGGCCAUUAUAAUAAGUGUAUGUCAUAUGUAUUAUGUUAAGUCUUUAUGUUUUCUUAUGAAAUUGUGUAUAUGACUAUGUGUUAGAUUUUCCUUGCUGGGCAUCAGGCUCAUUCCUUUUUGUUUUAU
This is a messenger RNA of Humulus lupulus (European hop), 7863 nucleotides long. RefSeq lists its product as uncharacterized. The record is from RefSeq and is a predicted model, not a curated record. Bases 81 to 4337 code for a protein of 1418 amino acids. The transcript has 10 exons. NCBI's taxonomy places the organism in Eukaryota, Viridiplantae, Streptophyta, Magnoliopsida, Rosales, Cannabaceae.